Colletotrichum acutatum is the source of this 1365-nucleotide messenger RNA. RefSeq lists its product as uncharacterized. Gene Ontology annotation, molecular function: N-acetylneuraminate lyase activity. The record is from RefSeq and is a predicted model, not a curated record. The transcript has a single exon. Gene Ontology annotation, cellular component: cytosol. NCBI's taxonomy places the organism in Eukaryota, Fungi, Ascomycota, Sordariomycetes, Glomerellales, Glomerellaceae. Gene Ontology annotation, biological process: N-acetylneuraminate catabolic process. Bases 454 to 1365 code for a protein of 303 amino acids.
GCCGUCUUAUUUCGCUCGAUUCGAAUUACCCCGCCAUCCUCACAUCCCUUUUCCAGAGCCGUUGUGAGGGGCACAGGUGACAGAAGAGGCAGGCCUGCUCGAAUUGGUUAUACUUCGAGUUAUCGGGUGCGCUUCCGGUCGUCUUUGUGCUAUAAUAGAGAAGGUUUGCGCGUGUAGCUAUCCGCAAGGUACGAAGCAAGAGAAGCCGGCUUGCGUUUGUAAUCUUUGACACGCUGAAAUUAAACAAACACCCAGGGAAACUGGCAGCUAUAUGACGUUGGCAUCCCAAGCUCAAUAGGCCCUGAAUCUUUACAUUGCAGUAUCAAUCAAGUCCUUACAUCAACGUUUAGCUUGGUCUUUCUGCAGCAGAACUUAUCUUACGGUUCACCGCACAACAUUCUCAAUUACUGCAAAGCCUCAAACCACUCUAACGACCUGAAUAACACGUUCAAAAUGACUGCUAGCGACCUCAAAGGCGUCCUCGUCGCCCUAAUCACCCCCUUCACCCCCGACCAAAAAGAAAUUGACACCGCCGCCCUCGAUGCACACAUCCAACGCAUGAUCGCCGCAGGCGUCCACGGCCUCGUCCCCGGCGGCAGCACGGGCGAGUUCACAGCCCUCACCACCGAAGAGCGCAAAAUCCUCGUCAAGCAGUCCGUCGACUCUGCUGCCGGCCGAGUCCCCGUCGUCGCGGGCAUCGGCGAUCUCUCCACCGCAAAGGCCGUCGAGCACGCCAUCUACGCCGCCUCAGUCGGCGCCAGCGCGCUGAUGGUUGUCCCGCCGUUUUACGAUGCGCCCAACUUGGUACAGUUGAAGGAGCUGCUCAAGGAGAUUCACGACGAGUCCAAAUUGCCGAUUAUGUACUACAACAUCCCCUCCGCCAGCGGCGUUUCGCUCUCUCCUGAGGAGAUUGCUUCGCUGUCCGAAGUUGGCGUCACACAUCUGAAGGAUACUUCCGGCAACGCGCCCGCCCUGACAGACAUGCUUUUCACCGAAGCAACCUCCUCCAAGGUAACCGCCUUCAACGGCUGGGACACCCUCACAUUCUAUGGCCUGGCCGCGGGCGCAAAGGGCUCCGUGUGGGGCGCGACAAACAUCAUCCCCGAGCUGUCGUCGCAGCUGUGGGAAGCACUGGGGGAGAAGAAGGAUUUGGCCAAGGGUAGGGAGCUGUGGGCCAAGAUUUUCCCUAUUUGCAAGUUCCUCGAGGCGCCUGGAGACAACUACGGCGCGGCUGUGAAGACGGGCAUGGAGUUGCGCGGGUGGAAGACGGGAGGAAUGCGCAAGCCGUUUAAGCUGCUUGAGGGCGAGAGGCGCAAGGAGCUUGCGCAGUUGUUGAAGGAUGCGUGCGUCGAGGUUGUUGUGUAG